Molecule: messenger RNA, 5607 nt
Organism: Spirodela intermedia
Lineage: Eukaryota; Viridiplantae; Streptophyta; Magnoliopsida; Alismatales; Araceae
Source: the annotation of a GenBank genome assembly
AUGGAGAGCGCCCUAGCAGCAGCGUCCGCCAUCACGGACCAGAGGCAAAAGGUGGAGCAGUACAGGGCGAUACUCUCCUCUGUCAUCUCUUCGUCCUCUGCGGACACCUCGCCGGCCAAGCGCUUCAUCGAUCACAGUAAUGGACACCUUCACUCUUUUGUUUUCCUAUGGAAAUGGGGAUCUCCAUCUCUAUCUCCUCUCCUUCUUGCUCUUGCUCCUUUAAAAUGGUUGAAUUUUCAUCUUACGGCUGCUUUCAGUGGUCUCCGACGAUGUUCCUUUGGUCGUCUCGAGGCAGCUUCUGCAGACGUUCGCGCAAGAGCUGGGGAGCCUGGACCCAUACACUCAGAAGGAGAUAUCACACUAUUCCCUUGCUCGUAUUCAACCCCGAGUUGUCUCAUUUGAAGAGCAGGUCGUCUCUCCAUCUUCCCUCUAACGAAAACAGAGAGAGGAAAUAUUAAGCUUAAAAAUAACAUUGUUACGUUUAUCUGUCUCUGAGACUGAACUUUGGGGACUUUUGCAAUGUGUACUAUUGAUCGAAUUUUAUGGAGCCUCUCUUUUUGAGAUUUUCAACAAUGGGGUUUUCUUCCAAUCAUUAUUCUCAGGCUUCCUAGCUAACAGUUAAGCUAUACUUCCGCAGUAUUGUGCACUACUGAUGUUUCGUGUUUAGUUUAAAAGCGCUAGAGAUUUUUUGAUUCCUCGUUAUCACUGCAAUGACCGUUAUUAUUUCUCUUCCUAAGUUGGAUGGCUAUUUGUUUCUUUUGUUUUCAUUUGUCUGAUUCGACAACUGAGGUGCCUUUUUUAUGUUGGGUUUAUCAUCAUUUUGCCAGGUGUUAGUGAUCAGGGAGAAACUUGCUGAGCUGUAUGAAUCUGAGCGGGAGUGGUCGAAAGCAGCACAGAUGCUUAGUGGGAUCGACUUGGACUCGGGAAUAAGGUCCAAGGUUUGGUUUGAAAGUCCCUGGAUAGAAUGCUUUUGUUCACCUAUUCUGACUUAUUUCAUAACGUCUAAUGUGACAGAAUGCUUGAUGAUACCUACAAGUUAUCAAAAUGUGUUCAGAUUGCUCGUCUCUACUUAGAGGUUUGUUUCCAUGAUUAUGGUAUUUUAGAGUAUCCCACCGCCCUUGAGCAUUGAUGUAUCAUUUCCUAGAAUAUCUAACGUCAAGCUUUGCAUGGUGUAUUUGAAAGGAUGAUGAUGCUGCGAGUGCAGAAGCCUUCAUCAACAAAGCUUCUUUCCUCGUGAGUAAUAGCCAGCACGAAGUCUUAAACUUACAAUACAAGGUGAACAUCAAACAUUGUUUACACAACUUCUGUGGGUAGUUAGCCAUUAAAAGUAAAAAUACCUGAGAGACUGUUUCGACAGGUCUGCUAUGCAAGGAUAUUAGAUUUGAAGCGGAAGUUUCUGGAAGCUGCACUUCGUUACUAUGACAUUUCCCAGAUUGAGAAACGGCAAUACGGAGACGAGUGUGUCUAUUUAACAAAAGUGUUUACUCCUUUGUUGACGUUUUUGAGUAGUAAUGUACAUUAUACAAUGUGACACUUAUUCGCGGCAUAAUAACAGUUAUUGAAUUUUAUAUUGAUUCUGAUUGAGUGUUUUUUUCUCAUAAUACCAAAAUCCAGGGAAAUUGAUGAAGAAGCGCUGGAGCAAGCUCUCACUGCUGCUGUAACUUGCACAAUUCUUGCUGCUGCUGGUCCACAACGUUCUCGUGUCCUAGCUACACUGUACAAGGCAUGUACAUAUUUUAUAUAAUUGAUCCAAUCUCUGUUUUCUAUUGUUCUGAUCAUGCUAUCAUUAUACAGAAAAGAACAUUCAUGCUCAUUUUUGCAGAACAUCAAGUUCUCGAUUCAUGAUGUCUUUGUCCUUGAUUGCUUAGUUGCAAUGUCUAAUGUUUUGGUGCAGUUUUCAAUGUCAUCAGUCGGUUUUGGCAAAUUUCCUGUUGUAGCAGAUCGUGCUAUUUCCUAUUCAUUUUUAAGGCAAUCUGUUAAGAAGAAAAUGCCUCUACGAAUCCGACAUGAAGAAACUUACUAUGUUCCUUCUGGUUAUGCAUGUUUCAAGGGGGGCUUAAUUAUUUAUAUAUUUAGUGACGACAGGUAGAUUCAUUUGUUUUAAGAAAUAGGACCGUUAUUUAUGUCGUGAUACAGCAUUUAUAUUCCCUCUGGGGAGGAAACUGUUUAACCAUAGGUGACAGGGCACAUCAUAAGAGCAACGAAUUCAGGGGCAUAGUCAAGCAGCCCUGCGAGGUGUUCACCUUGUCCACCUUAAUCCUCUAGCAGCCUCGUUUUUUACCCUGACCAUCAAUAACAAUAAAUAUUAGUUUUUUCAUUAAUUAUAUUUCUAAAGUAUGUUCUUGGCCAUAAAAAAUAUAUAUAAAAAUAUCAAUGAUAGCAUCCUUUGUUUUUUUAUUAAUUAAAAAUCUAUUGUGAUUACCAGGAUUAGGAAAUGAAUUUUUUUAUCAACCAACAAGAAAUGAACUAGCUUUAUUAAAUAAUACUGCUGUGGCACACUCCUGAUUGCAUAAAAAGGUUAUUAGUUAAUGAUCGCUCAAUACACAGUGCCAACUAUCAUAUCAAAUGCAGUACUAAAUAGGAUAUGUUUUACUUUUUCAAUGAUUAUCAUUUUAAGUGUUCUUUAUUUUAAGUUUUUAAUGUUAUGGUGAUUUUACUCUCAGUCUUGGCAUUACAGCUUUAGGAGGGAAAUGGCUUCAUAUAUAUUCUCCCUAAUCUAUUUCUGGUCUGAGGAAUCUUUCUUUUAGUCACUAACCUUCCUGUGGUAUUUCGCGUCUUUGUAGCUUUGUAUGCCAUUUCCACCCUGUUCAAGGACUAAAUCUGAUUGUUAUCGAUGAAUGAGUAAAAGAUUUGAAUGCAUGAAGCAUCUUUGACAUUCAAUAACAAGAUUUGAAUUCGUCGAAAUUAUUCUGUUUUUCAUACAAAAAUUGGAUACAACAUUCUCAUCUCUUCGAAGUAUAAUCAAAUAUUGCAUAUUCUGAUUCUUUCUCUUGGUUUGGAUAUUAGGAUGAAAGAUGCUCGAAGUUGAAGAUUUACCCAAUAUUGCAGAAGGUACACAUUGAGGUUUCUUUAUGUGAAUAGGUAUAAAUUCUUAGUCGAAACAAUCUAAUUAUGAUAUUCUUUUGCCGUAAGGUUUACCUGGAGCGAAUUCUGAGAAAGCCAGAAAUUGAUGCAUUUGCUGAAGAACUGAAGCCACAUCAGGUAUUAUACUAUCCUUUUUGUGUCGUAUUUUUUUUUAAUUCCUUGUGGCCGUCACUUGGAGAAUUGUUGCUUAUCAGAAAUUCUGUUUUCCAUCAGAAAGCGCUUCUACCCGAUAAUUUCACUGUUCUGGGUCGUGCAAUGAUCGAGCAUAAUCUUCUGAGUGCGAGCAAACUUUACACAAAUAUAAGGUGUGGCCAGUUAUACUUAUUUAAGCUUAUUUAGUUCUUCUUGCCUCUACAUCGGAUAUUUGAUGUAUUAAUUUUUAAUUUUCAGCUUUGAAGAAUUGGGCACUCUUCUUGGUAUUCCUCCUCAAAAGGUGCGUUUAAUUUUCAUUCACCAAAUAAUCCCAGGCCUUCUUGUUCUCUGUUUAAAUUUCCCUAUCUUCUGUUCUUCAAAGUUCUCUUGCUUCCGUGUAAUCAUUACUGAGUAUGGUAUAUAAGUCAGCAUCACGAUUAAAAGAUGAACUGUCUGCCAAUCAUCAUUUACCUUUUAUCAUUUCUGGGCGGAUGAUGAUGAUGAUGAUGAUGAUGAUGACCAGCUUACCCCAUUUGAAAAGUGCGUACUUGCCUUGUCCGGCUCUGGGAUCUUCUGAAAGGUCGCACAGCUUCUCCUUUCUGUCCCUUAAAAAAUAGUCUCUCAUCCGAAUCCUUUCUGCGUGUUCACUUGCUACAAAAGGAAAUAAAACGAGGGCUAUUCUUCUGGAUAUUGCACCAAAUUUCCUAUUGGUUUUGAGUUGAUGGUCCGAUACUCCAACAUGAAUGAACCCUCUUGAGUCUUCUGCUUGAAAGUAUUGACUGUUUACAGCAAGUUCUGAUAAAAGCAUAGUUACCUUUCCAGGCUGAGAAGAUUGCUUCCCGGAUGAUCUACGAAGAUAGAAUGAGGGGAUCCAUUGACCAGGCACGUCGCUUCUUCUAUCAUAUUAGCAUUUUCUCUGCACAUUUUGGUUUAAUCAUUUUUAUUUUUGUUCCUAAUGUGAAAUUAUCUCACGUUCCCUAGCUUUUCAAGAUUCUGUUGGUGUUUGUGGGUCUAGUAGGAUAAUGGGGUAAUGGGUUCUCACUCAUAUUUGAAUAGGAGAGAAGCUGGACCUGAGCUCCUAAUCUCUCCCCCCUAACCUGCGGGUGGUGGGCCCAUCACGCUCGCCCUAAGCUCCACUAACAUCACAUUCUUUCUAAAAUUAGCAUCCAUUUUAUCCCCCAUAUGUUUAUUCAUUGCCUAUAUUUCCCUAAAUAUUAUUACCCUCCUUCAGAGAUGGAGGGUAUACAUACCGUGGAUAGGCUAAUAAGUAGUUUUUUUUUUUUUUUUAUUGCGGGUGUUUUAGUCUGUGUAUUAUUUUUCAGGUUGAAGCUGUGAUACAUUUUGAAGAUGAUACGGAAGAGCUUCAGCAGUGGGAUCAACAGGUAAUUUCUCCCCUUCUCAUAGUUACAUGCUGCCCCCGAAAGCUUAUUAUCAUCCGUAAUAUGUUAUUGAUAAUCUCCUCCGAAAUUUUGGGAAGAAUAAUAUUUAUUUAUUUUCUUAAUAUCGGCUAGUUUAGAUAUAUAAAGCAUGGAGUGUUCCUUUUUUGCCCCCAAUCGAAUAUUUGGGAAUUUGAAAAGCCCUCUAGUUUUUCUUCUGUUUUACUAGGUUAGGUAUUUUUUAAAUAUAUCCAUCAUUUGGUUUCCUUUGCCUACAAAAAUAUUUAAAAUUUAAAAUACCCUUUGAUAAAUAAAGCAUGGAAUGUUCCUUUUUUCCCCCCAACCGAGUACCUGGGAAUUUAAAAAAAUCCUUUUUUUACUAGCUUAGGUAUUUAUUAAAUAUAUCCAUCAUGUGGUUUUCUUUCCCUAAAAAAAUAUUUAAAAUUUUAAAUACCCUUUGAUUUAUAAAGCAUAGUGUUCCUUUUUUGCCCCCAACCGAGAGGAAUUUAAGAAACUCUUUUUUUACUAGCUUAGGUAUUUAUUAAAUAUAUCCAUCAUUUGGUUUUCGUCCCCUAAAAAAAAUUAAAUUUUUAAAUACUUUAUUUAUUUAUUUUAUGUCGCCCUGAAUUUCUUAGGAGACCCUCUCCUAAAAAAGAAAUCCCAAUUCCGGUUCUUUUUCAUAAUCCUGGAGUUCUACAAGGAUCCUAAACAAAAUUGCCUCAUUUAUCUACUUAUAUGGAUAUAUGUGUAUAUAUGUAUGUAUGUUGGAUUGGCCGGAGAAGGCUUGAUCUGGUGGGCGUCAGACUGCAAUUUUUCAAUGUCAUAUUAAAAUGGAUUAAUAAUUAUUCACCUUCUGGACUUCUUUCCCGAUUCGGGCAUAAAUCAGUGUUUUUAAUUUCGUUAAUUUAUACACGCUCUAAUCAAAUUCAUGCCCCAGCAGAUAUUUGGGCUGUGCCAGGCGCUGAACGAUAUUCUCGACUGCAUGUCUUGCAAGGGCAUCUCCGUUCCCGUAUAG